UGUUUACUUUUUCAUAAAUGCUAUGUUCAACUGAAACAUCUUUCCAUCUCCAUCCUCCAGUUUUCUUUCCCCCUAAACACUACAAUGUUUGAAUUCUUUUCUGGGUUGUGGUCUUCUUCCUGUAGCAAGGAAAGAGAGAAUUUUUGGCUCACCAUAUCAGUGUCUGCAAUUUUAAUAUUGUGGUUCUGUUCGAAUCUCAGGAAAUCAAAGAAGAGGAUUCCACCGUUGCCACCGGGUCCUCGUGGCUUGCCAGUAGUUGGUUACCUUCCAUUUCUUGACACUGAACUUCACAAGCAGUUCACAGAAUUAGCUGGGGUCUAUGGUCCAAUCUACAAGCUUUGGCUGGGGAAGAAAUUAUGUGUAGUGGUGAGCUCAAACUCAGCAGCCAAAGAAGUACUGCGCGACCAAGAUGCGAUAGUCGGCAACCGUGAUCCCCCCGUCGUCGCACAGAUCAUCUCGUACGGUGUAUUGGAUAUUGCCUGGUCCUCCUUGGGUCCUGCAUGGAAAAAGAUGCGCAAGAUAUUUGCACGUGAAAUGUUAAGCAACUCAAACCUUGAGACCCUAUCUUCUCUUAGAAAACAAGAGGUUAAGAAAACAGUUAGGAAUACUUAUAACAAUACAGGCAAGCCCGUAGAUAUUGGAGAAUUAGCAUUUCUAGUAAGCAUAAACACAAUGACAAACAUGCUGUGGGGUAGCAUACAUGAAGGAGAUGACACCCAUAAUGAUGGAAAACAAUUCAAAAAAUUAAUGGCCGGACUCAUGGUGCUGUUGGGAAAGCCAAAUAUUUCCGAUUUCUUUCCAAUGCUUGCAGCAUUAGAUUUGCAAGGCAUGCAGAAGCAAGCAAGGAAGUUCGUGCAAAGUUUCGACAAUUUUAUCAAUCCGAUAAUAGAGAGGGGUCAAAAAUUGGUCGAAGCCAACCAAGGCAGGACUACUGCAGAAAAGGAUAAGCAAAGGAAGGACUUCUUGAUUCUCCUUUUGGAGCUUAAGGAGCAGCAUGAGAAUACAGAAACAUCAUUUAGCAUGAAUGAAAUUAAGAGCUUGCUCACUGAUGUUGUGGUCGGCGGAUCAGAUACAACGUCAACAGUGGUAGAAUGGGUAUUUGCAGAGUUGAUGCACAAUCAAGAAAUGAUGGAAAAGGUCCACCAAGAAUUAGAUGAAGUUGUGGGGUUGAAUAACUGUGUGGAAGAAUUCCACUUGCCUAGACUAAGUUACUUGGAUGCUGUAGUGAAGGAAACACUUCGGUUGCAUCCACCGCUUCCUCUUCUGGUACCCCGACGUCCAAGCCAAUCAUGCAGCAUAGGUGGAUACACCAUUCCCAAGGGCAGUGCAAUUUUUCUAAAUGUUUAUGCUAUUCACAGGGAUCCUAAUCUUUGGGAUAAUCCUUUGGAAUUUAGACCCGAGAGGUUUUUGAACGAGGACAGUACCACCAAAUUUGAUUACUCGGGCAACAAUUUCCAGUUUUUUCCAUUUGGAUCAGGAAGACGAAUUUGCGCAGGGCUGCCACUAGCAGAGAAGAUGCUGAUGUAUCAAUUGGCUUCAUUGUUGCACUCAUUUGAGUGGAAGUUGCCAAAUAACACGAAGCUAGAACUAUCUGACAAGUAUGGGAUUGUUGUAAAGGUACUGAAACCUGUGGUUGUUAUACCAACACCCAGGCUGUCCAAUUUAGACAUGUACUAGCUGCAAGACUACAAAGCAUGCAACCGCUUUGCCUUUGUGAACUGUGAUAAAAUAAAUUGGUGGUGAUGAUGAUUAUGCUA
Manihot esculenta (cassava) is the source of this 1757-nucleotide messenger RNA. RefSeq names its product flavonoid 3'-monooxygenase CYP75B137. Gene Ontology annotation, molecular function: heme binding; monooxygenase activity; oxidoreductase activity, acting on paired donors, with incorporation or reduction of molecular oxygen. Bases 85 to 1677 code for a protein of 530 amino acids. The record is from RefSeq and is a predicted model, not a curated record. Lineage: Eukaryota; Viridiplantae; Streptophyta; Magnoliopsida; Malpighiales; Euphorbiaceae. The transcript has 2 exons.